Gadus chalcogrammus (walleye pollock) is the source of this 1659-nucleotide messenger RNA. Its product is annotated as serine/threonine-protein kinase pim-2-like. Gene Ontology annotation, cellular component: cytoplasm. Gene Ontology annotation, molecular function: ATP binding; protein serine/threonine kinase activity. The record is from RefSeq and is a predicted model, not a curated record. The transcript is spliced from 4 exons. Lineage: Eukaryota; Metazoa; Chordata; Actinopteri; Gadiformes; Gadidae. Gene Ontology annotation, biological process: protein autophosphorylation; regulation of mitotic cell cycle; negative regulation of apoptotic process. Bases 27 to 644 code for a protein of 205 amino acids.
CUUAUUUUCCACUGGAGAUCGCCUUGAUGCUGAAGGUCCAAGGUGAAGGUGGCUCUGCUAGCCCAGGUGCAGCUGUCCUCCUGCUGGACUGGUUUGAACUGGACCAGGAGCUGAUCCUGGUGCUGGAGAGACCAGUGCCCUCCACUGAUCUCCUGCGCUACAUGAAGGGGGGUUACCUUGAGGAGCAGGAAGCUAAGAUGAUUAUGCAGCAAGUCAUCAAAGCAAUCACUGACAUCCACUCCAAAGGCGUCCUACACCGAGACAUCAAGCCUGAGAACAUCUUGAUAGAAACCGGUUCCGACGUGCCCCGUGUCAGGAUCAUUGACUUUGGAUGCGGCUGCCUUCUCCAGAACGGCGAGCAUCAUCAGUUCUCAGGCACUUUCCGCUACUGUCCUCCAGAGUGGUUUAACCAUCAGUCUUACAGGGCAGAACCUCUGAACGUGUGGCAGGUGGGGGUGCUCGCGUACUGUAUGCUCGUUGGGAAACACCCCUUUUCUACAAAGAAGGAAAUAAUCAGUAAAGUGCCAUGGAUCGGGAGAGGACUAUCGCCAAACUGCCAGGAAUUUGUGUGGAGCUGCCUGGCCAAGGAACCUCAGGAACGUCUGCCCCUGGAUAGCCUGCUGGCCCACCCCUGGUUGCAGUAAAGCAGCUUGAUGAACCUGAGGACAUCUCUGUUGACUGAGCUCAAUGUUGCACCUCCAGGCCCCAAGAGGUGUCAAAGGCACCUCUGGGGUGCCUUUGCCUGUGUCAUAGGUGCACAAAAUGUAUAUAUUGUAAACUUUUUAAAAUACAUUUAUUUAAUAUUAUUUAUUAUGAAAAGUGGAUUUGGACACAAAACUCAACUAUGAACGUGAACAACCUGGGAAGUUUAAAAUUAUUCAAACAUAUGGAAACCGGAAGUAAGCAGGUGUCCAAAUGUUUCGUCCCACUUCGACCACAGGGAAACCUAAACUGCCACACCUCCCGCCUUUGUUGGCCGAAAUGUCUGAAACUUGAUGUCUGUCUAAACAGAUUUUUCUCUACCCGGACAGUAAAUGCAAAUGAUAUCUGGCCCUUUAGCCAAAAAGCAAAGAAUGACUGCUGUCUUUGGAUAUGUUUCACGUCCUGCCGGCCCACUCAUCAGUAUUGUUGGACAAGGAUGGUGUCGUUGACAAAGAAAAUGGCUGCUCAUCCAUUUGCUGUUUUAUCAUUCGCUGUAUUGAUCAUUCAUCACAAUGUAUGUUUAUUGGUUGUGUGGAAAUUGGUCACACGUGGCAGUAUCGAGUCAUACUAUAUAAAGCUGCGCCCGGCGCGUCCUGGUAUCUUCCUCCGGUUUACCUGUGGGCAACUCGUUGGUCUUGGCCGUGAAGACGUGGUGUGACCCCGGUACGGAGUGGCCUGUGGACAUAUGCUGACGGUUGUUGCUGUAUGGAGCAGUGAUAUAGCGAUACCAAGAUAACGACUUGGGCGAAAUAAGUCUUCUGCAAUCUACAGGAGGGUCCAAUUGGCUCAGUUCAAGUUUGCUUACAUUCAAAACCAAUGUUUUAUUUAUUUUCUUGUAUAUAUUUUAUUUAUUUAUUAUAUUUUUUAAAAAAUCUGGAAAUUGAAGUGCAGCUGUUGAGCACUACAAGCUAUAGUAUGUUACUCUGGACUGAAUCGAUGUGUUUUUAAAUAAAUGAA